Fonsecaea erecta is the source of this 453-nucleotide messenger RNA. RefSeq lists its product as hypothetical. Gene Ontology annotation, molecular function: enzyme regulator activity. The coding region runs from base 1 to 453 and encodes 150 amino acids. Lineage: Eukaryota; Fungi; Ascomycota; Eurotiomycetes; Chaetothyriales; Herpotrichiellaceae. The record is from RefSeq and is a predicted model, not a curated record. Gene Ontology annotation, cellular component: mitochondrial inner membrane. The transcript has 3 exons. Gene Ontology annotation, biological process: mitochondrial electron transport, cytochrome c to oxygen.
AUGUCCUUCCAACGUGUUGGUCUGCGUCUUGCGCAGCAGCAGUUACGCUCGCCCGCUUUUCGACCCCUCUUCCGAUCGACCUUCCAGCGACGCCUCGCGAGCAGUGGUGUCCCAAGCCCACCUGGUCAAGGAACGAGCAAACUCGUUGGAACGGCCGACAAUGCCUUCAACCGAGAAAGAGCUGCUGUAAAAGCUCAUGCUGCUGCCACAAGUGAUCUCUGGCGUAAACUCUCCAUCUUCGUCGUCAUUCCAUGCCUGAUCAUCGCAAGCAUCAACGCCUACAACCUCUGGAAUGAACAUUGGGAGCAUUGGGAACAUAUGCCUCCCCUCGAAGAACGUGUUGAAUACCCUUACCAGAACAUCCGAACUAGGAACUUCUGGUGGGGAGAUGGUGACAAGACCCUUUUCUGGAACGACAAGGUCAACUACCACAGGAAGGACAAGCAAACUUGA